AUGAGAUGUUUCUGCUGCGCCGAAUCAGCGGAGUCGGAGAUGGUGCUCCCAGCCGUCCGGGACCGGGACGAUGCAGCACCGAUCAGCAAAGCCGCCAUUGGCAGCCCCACACUGGGCCCCACACGCAAGGCGAAGACCUUUCAGGUGGACCUCCUGCGCGAUGAGACGCGCAAAUAUGGACUGGACGUGUCCGCUGCGGGAAAGGUAUGUAUGGUGAAUUCCGUCCAAGACGAUAGCCUUGUCGCAGAUUUGAACAAAGCACUCCAGGAGAAGGGCGACUCGGAACGCAUCAUUCGACCCUUUGACCGGCUCCUGUCCUUUAAUGGGAAGGAAGCACCGCAGAAAGGGAAGGAAGUCAUGGAGAUGCUGAGAAAUACUCACGGAUCCAUCUCCAUUCUGGUGCAGCGACCUUUCAUUCACAAGGUGGUCGUGGAAAAGACCGUGGACCAGCUUGGUAUUUCGAAGAUCGACGGCAGCACCUUCCUUUUGGUCACCAACAUCUCUGAUGCACGGCAUGUGAUAAGUGGUAUGUUUUCGGAUUGGGUAUUCAGUAGGAGCUAUAGGAACCUACAGGAUAAGUAUAUAUAUAUAUAUAAAUAUGCAUGUAUUGUUCUUUCUGCUGUUCUUGUUGUAACAAGUUGUUGUAGUUGUUUGUAG
Cladocopium goreaui is the source of this 657-nucleotide messenger RNA. The record is from the annotation of a GenBank genome assembly. NCBI's taxonomy places the organism in Eukaryota, Dinophyceae, Suessiales, Symbiodiniaceae.